GUCCGCGGAACAACUCAUCGAAGUUAGGAGAAACGGAGGGCGUGAAGGUACUUUAGGUUCUUACCGCCUAACGCUUUUCUCCUCCUCACCAUGGCCGGCGAUGAGCCUCCGACUACGUCCUCCACCGCCGCAGUCUCUUCCCCCGUCGCCGACUCCAUCCUCUCGCCCCCACCUCAAGAUCCCGUCGGAUCACCCAGUCGCGAUGUGCCGGAGAUUCAAUCAUUGAUAUCCGAAGACGAUCAUGACCAGGGAUCCAGGGAGAAUCGCGAUCAGGGUCACGAACCCGCGGUGAAAGCGGCUGUUCUCCCUGAGGAUCUGAAACAAAGGAUUGUUAAGCAGGUGGAGUACUACUUCAGCGAUGAAAACUUGCCCUCCGAUAAAUACUUGUUGGGAUUAAUCAAAAAGAACAAGGAGGGUUAUGUUCCUAUAGCUAUUAUUGCUUCCUUCAAGAGAAUGAAGAAACUUACACACGAUCGUUCAUUUAUCACUGCUGCACUGAGGGAAUCCUCUGUUCUUGUCGUGAGUUCUAAUGGGAAAAAAGUCAAGCGACUCCAUCCUAUUUCAUUGCCCGAGACUAGGGAUUCUAAGUUAUUUACUAUUUUGGUAGAAAAUCUACCAGAGGAUCAUUCAGAGGAGAAUAUCAAAAGAAUUUUUGGAGUGGCUGGACGUAUAAGAAGCAUCACCAUUUGUGACCCACAUGUGGUAGACAAGUUGGGGAAAAGCAACAAGAGUGAUGUGCUGAUCAGUAAUAAGUUGCAUGCUCUAGUGGAGUAUGAGACACUGGAGGCUUCGGAGAAAGCUGUGGCUACUUUAAACGAUGAACAAGAUUGGAGAAAUGGCAUGCGGGUUAAGCCUCUUAAGCAUAUGAGUAAACAUGGCCAAAGGAAACAACAUUGGCGAGGACCUGAACCUGACAAAAACAGCAGUGGGAGAAUAGCUGACCAGAAUGGUCCUAACAAGAACAUUCCUGUGCGAGUAACUGAUCAGAACGGUGAUGAAGAAAUUCCGAACGUUGUAAAUGAGCAUCAUGACGGUGUGCCUGAUGAGGAGGAGGGCGAUCAUCAACACAAAGACAAGCAUGGACAUAGAGGUCAAAAUCAAGGACGAACUAGAAGACAAAAGUACAAGGGUGUCAACGGAAUGGGUCAUGGAACUACAACUUCUACCCAUCACAUUGAACUUUCAAAACCACCCCCUGGUCCAAAAAUGCCUGAUGGAACUCGGGGGUUCACGAUGGGGCGUGGGCGACCUCCAACCUCCAACCAAAGCAUAUAAUGAGAAUUUGCAUCAAGUGGGUCUGUAGAAAUUUAACUUUUUAUGUUUUUUACUUUGAUUGAUGGGCAUGCUAGAACGCGUCCUGGUAUAUGUCUAAGUAGCUUGGCCAAAAUGUAUCUAACCUUGAAAGAUUUGUGUCUUGAGGAAAUGUUAUCUUGUAUAUUGUUCACUUGUAUGCUAUGUUUAAAUUUGGUGGUUUUGAAUUUUCCAA
Molecule: messenger RNA, 1486 nt
Organism: Cucumis melo (muskmelon)
Lineage: Eukaryota; Viridiplantae; Streptophyta; Magnoliopsida; Cucurbitales; Cucurbitaceae
Product: la-related protein 6A
Exons: 11
Coding region: 91-1275 (394 amino acids)
Biological process (GO): RNA processing
Cellular component (GO): nucleus
Molecular function (GO): mRNA binding
Source: RefSeq, a predicted model, not a curated record